Molecule: messenger RNA, 871 nt
Organism: Raphanus sativus (radish)
Lineage: Eukaryota; Viridiplantae; Streptophyta; Magnoliopsida; Brassicales; Brassicaceae
Product: ras-related protein RABA5d
Exons: 2
Coding region: 121-780 (219 amino acids)
Cellular component (GO): endosome
Molecular function (GO): GTPase activity; GTP binding
Source: RefSeq, a predicted model, not a curated record
GCAGUAUGUCCUGUCUUGUGCAUUUCCUUGCCACUUGCCAGCUCCGCGCCUCUCUCUCUCUAAACCACUCGCAUCUUUCUCUCUCUAGAAACAAGAAGAAGAGGAAGAGCAAAACAAAAGAUGUCGUCCGAUGAAGAAGGAGGAGAGGAGUACCUCUUCAAGAUUGUGAUAAUCGGCGACUCAGCCGUCGGUAAAUCGAACCUACUCUCCCGCUACGCUCGUAACGAGUUCAACGCUCAUUCCAAAGCCACGAUCGGCGUCGAGUUCCAGACGCAGAACAUGGAGAUCGAAGGCAAAGAUGUCAAAGCUCAGAUUUGGGACACUGCUGGUCAAGAACGCUUCCGUGCCGUCACCUCCGCGUACUACCGCGGCGCAGUCGGUGCGCUAGUCGUCUACGACAUAAGUCGUCGCUCAACCUUUGAGAGCGUCGCACGUUGGCUUGAUGAGCUCAAGACACAUUCAGAUACAACGGUGGCGAGGAUGCUGGUGGGGAACAAGUGCGACCUAGAUAACAUGAGAACGGUUAGCGUCGAAGAAGGCAAAGCCCUAGCGGAAACCCAAGGAAUGUUCUUUAUGGAAACAUCGGCUCUCGAUUCAACAAACGUUAAAACAGCUUUUGAAAUGGUGAUCCGCGACAUCUACGCCAAUGUUAGCAGGAAACAACUCAACUCCGAUACGCAUAAAACCGAACUGAAGUGGAACAGCCGAGUAAGUCUCGUUAAGGACGACAAUAAGGGAUCUACGCAAGGGUUCGGUUUCUCUUGCUGUUCUUCCUCUUGACCUCCCUCAUAUCUUGGUUUCUAAAUUAUUUUUUCUUUUGCUUCAUUUGUUACAUUCAACACACAAAGUUUCAUAAGAUUUACUUUUGUUU